AUUUUCGCCGACAGUCUUAUUUUUAUGGUGGCCAUGUGGUUGAAUUUUUGAAAUAAUUCCCAAUUAUUGUUUUAAAAAACCGUGACAAUGGGGGAGGCCAAGAAGCCACAAUUUGUCGAUUUGAUCCGCACGAUCGGUGACGACGACGAGAUUGAGGAUUUUUCGGAGGAAUCGGAUGCCGAAGUUGAGUUCCAGCCCACGAAACAGAAAAACAAGCGUAAAGUCGACUUCGACACCGACUUCCAGUUCGUAAGUUCGGCCGAAGAGUACAACAAAGACUCCUGGAACGACUUGACAAAAUACGUGAAGCGGAAAGCAAAGACCAAAACCGACGACAAAAUCAAGAAGGUGCUCGUGGAGGCGCCCCACGCCGACUCGGACGUGUCUCUCUCAGACAGCGAGUUAAAACACGACAAAAUCAGGGAGAAAGAAACGAGGAAAAAAGCGGCCCCCAAUGAAAACUUUUUUGAAACUGUUGAUUUGGACACGGAACAUGCGAGUUUCUACCAGAUGAACUUAUCGCGGCCGUUGCUCAAAGCGAUAAGUGAUAUGAAAUUCGUUCACCCGACCCCUAUUCAGGCCUCCACAAUUCCGGUGGCUUUAAUGGGGCGCGAUAUUUGCGGGUGCGCUGCCACAGGGACGGGCAAAACGGCCGCUUACAUGCUGCCAACGCUCGAGAGGCUGUUGUACCGGCCUGUAGGGGGCCCCCCUGUGACACGUGUGCUGGUGUUGGUGCCCACACGUGAGCUGGGGGUGCAGGUGUACCAAGUCACCAAACAACUGGCGCAGUUUAGCGAUAUUCAAAUCGGGUUGGCUGUUGGCGGCUUGGACCUAAAAGCCCAGGAGACGAUUUUGCGGAAAAACCCCGAUAUUGUUAUAGCGACUCCAGGCCGACUUAUUGACCAUUUGAAAAGCACCCCGACUUUUGGGCUGGAUUCGAUUGAAGUCUUGAUUUUGGAUGAGGCUGAUCGGAUGUUGGACGAAUAUUUUGCCGAACAGAUGAAGGAGAUUAUAAAACAAUGUGCCAGGACUCGGCAAACGAUGCUUUUCUCUGCGACGAUGACUGAGGAAGUUGAGAGUUUAGCCGCGGUUAGUUUGAAUAAACCGGUUCGGUUGUUCGUUGAUAGUAACCGGGAGGUGGCGUUUGGGUUGCGUCAGGAGUUUGUAAGGAUCAGGCAGGAUAAGGAGGGCGAUCGGGAGGCGAUUCUGGCGGCGCUUGUUUGCCGGACGUUCCGCGAACAUUGCAUGGUGUUCGUCCAGACGAAGAAGCAAGCGCAUCGGUUGCACAUUCUGUUGGGGCUUUUGGGCCUCAAAGUCGGGGAAUUACACGGGAAUUUGACGCAACCGCAGCGUCUCGACGCCUUGCAAAAGUUCAAGGAGACGCAGAUCGAUGUCUUGGUGGCCACUGACGUGGCGGCCCGAGGGCUGGACAUACAGGGCGUUCAAACUGUGAUUAAUUUUGUGAUGCCGGCCACAGUCGAGCAUUACAUACACAGAGUGGGGCGCACGGCUCGAGCAGGCCGUGCCGGAGUCUCUGUAAGUCUCGCCGGGGAACAAGAACGCAAAAUCGUAAAAGAUGUGGUCAAAAAAGCCAAACACCCGGUCAAGAGUCGGGUAAUUCCCCCAGACAUUCUCGAGAAAUACAAAAAUAAACUGGAGAAACUUGAGCCGCAAAUCGCGCAAAUUUUGCAAGAGGAGUACGAGGAGAGACAGGUGGCGAAGGUUGAGAAUCAAGUGAAUAAGGUCGAGAAGUUGCUCAAGGGGGAAAAGGGCGAAGCCCGGCCCUGGUUCCAGACGAAGAAGCAGCGAAAGGACGAGAAAAAACGCCUGAGUUUGAAGGACGUCCCGAAGAAUAAGAGUGAUAAAGACAAGAGAAAACAUAAAAAAGGGGCGAAGGAAACCCCCGAUGAACGUGUUAGGAGUGAAAUGGGCAAAGUUGCUCUGCUUCAGGCCAAACUGGCGAAGAAAAAGCAAAAAUUGACGAAAAUUAACGCUGUUGUGGACGUUGAAGUCGGUCGGAAAGCUGGCGUUAAACGGAAGAAAACGAAUUUCGGUAGUGACUUGUGGGAUACGAAAAGUGCGAAAAAGUUGCGACAUGAAGCGAACGCGGCGAAGAAAGGUAAAGUGUUUGGAAAGCCGCAGCAGAAGAAGAAGAGACGUUGAAUAAAAGGCUUUGUAUUGUUGAAAUAUUUAUUUUAAACUGGAAUUAUAAAAUAAGAACGAAAAUAAAAAAUCAUUAAGGAAG
Messenger RNA from Tribolium castaneum (red flour beetle), 2245 nucleotides. RefSeq names its product Rs1 (gene Rs1). NCBI's taxonomy places the organism in Eukaryota, Metazoa, Arthropoda, Insecta, Coleoptera, Tenebrionidae. Gene Ontology annotation, molecular function: ATP binding; RNA helicase activity; nucleic acid binding. The transcript is spliced from 2 exons. Bases 88 to 2163 code for a protein of 691 amino acids. The record is from RefSeq and is a predicted model, not a curated record.